CGACAUCGCAGCCUGCCAGGACUUUACCUAGACCACAACAUAGACUGCCAGGAUGACGUCGAGGCUCAAAAAGAAGCUCGACCACAUGGAAGAACAGGGUACCAACCUGAACGAAUCCUUCUGCCUGAUUGGUACGCCGUUACCUUCCUUGGCUGAUACUAAACGGGACAAGAACGAGUUCGUACCCGUCUGGAAGCAGGAAGUUAGGGACGAACAGGGUCGAAGGCGGUUCCAUGGAGCUUUCACCGGAGGGUUCAGUGCAGGGUACUUCAACACCGUCGGAUCGAAAGAAGGAUGGACGCCCUCGACAUUCGUCUCAUCCCGCGGCCAAAGAGCUUCCAAAACCCAAGCCGUCGAGGAUUUCAUGGACGACGAAGAUCUGGCCGAUCUCAAGGAUAGCAGAAAGUUGGAAAACACCGAGACGUUCAGAUCUGGGGAAGGGUUCGGUACUGCAGCUGAACUGGGGGGUCAGGCUGGGGAAGGAUCCCUGACCUCGGCCCUGAGUUCGCUCAUCCAACCCUCAACCUCCUCUAUCGGUCAAAAAUUGCUGAUGAAGAUGGGUUGGAAGCCCGGUCAAGGGGUCGGUCCACGCUUGACGGCGAGGCAGCUGAGAUUGCAGGAACGCAAGAUCGGACGACGGGCCGCCCACGUCGGCGUUCUACCUAGUCAAACUCAAUCUCGGGUUGGCGUGGACGACUUGGAUGGAGAUGAAGAGAUGGACAUGGACAUGGGGAUGGGAAUGGGAAUGGGAGACGCCCGGGACAAGGACGGGAAGAAACACACGUUCGCUCCGAGAGAUACCAAAUUGCUAUUGUUCGACAACAAGCAAGAUCGUUCCGGUCUAGGUUAUAUCCGGGGCGGCGGUAUGAACUUGUCUCAAUCUCAAACCCAAACUGGACCAUCUCGUACCGCCCCUUCAGAACCGCAGAUCAGUUCAGGGUUCGGCUUGGGGGGUCAUGAUGCCGACGAGGACGACCUCGACAUCUACUCCUCCGGACCUAGCGCUCUUCGAGACUUGGAUAACAGGAGGACAGCGUACGAUCGGGAUGAAGACGAUGAUAUGGAUCAUGGCGUUGUUCUUCUUGGCGAGGGCAUGGUGGGUGCGGAUCGAAACAAGAAACGGCAAGCCAAUGUGCCACGUAAUGAAGACCCGAGGAACAAGGCUAGAGCUUCAGGCUCAGCUGGAUAUACGUGGCACGAUGGUCGACCUGUCAUUCCCGGUUUCGUUGUGGAUAUCAACGUCAUCUCGAACGACAAGUGGUUUCCUUUCCCAGAUAUCCCAGAAGGAUGGCGACCUCGACCCGCACGGGUGUGGCAGACGAACCGCCGGUGGGAUCAGGCAGCCGUGAAGAAGGAGGAGCCUGUGAUACCGACAGGGCGCAACAGACCGCAGAUGACGGCGGAUGAACGCGGGAAGGCUUUAGGAGAGGAACAACUGAAGGAGCCCUCCAAAUCGAUCUUUGAUUACAUGUCGGCCAAGAGCAAAGAGAGGCUGGCUCAAGUCAUCCCGGGAGACCGACAAGCGGGCGUCUCAAUGGAACCCGAGCAGGAAGUCAAGCCAGAGCCUGCGGCUGCGCGGGACGGGGUGAUCGUCCCGCCUCUUUCUCCCCGAACUGCAUCGGCCGCUCUGAAGGGGUUCAUACCGUUCGGCGACGAUCCAGCGAAACAAGAACGAUACACGUCGUAUCUGCGUUCACAGACGCACGACAGUAGCGAACCGAACCCCAAGCUGCUUCCGGUCAAGCAACUCGACCAGAUCAACAAAGAAUUGUCAGACUUUGCCAAGUCGGCGCAAAUGUUCCGUCCGCUGAGCUUCGCCAUGGCCAACCGUUUCACCUCGUCCAAGCUAUCGGCACAGGACAUGGUCCAGCCUAAACCCGGUCUCCACAUUCCGGACCCGAACAAGGUGGACGAGUGGAAAGACAAGACCAGGCUCGAGGAAGAGAUCAAAGAGGUCUUGACCCCGCGAGAAGAGGCCGCUCGGGCGGGGAUGUUCGGCAAGAUGACCAGAGUGACAUCCGACUGGGUCCCCCAUGCGCUCCUGUGUAAACGGUUCGGCGUGGCCAAUCCUUGGCCGGACGGUCCGCCUGGUUCGAAACCCAAGGAAUCGGGAGCUGCCGAGGCGUCUGUACCUUCUGCAGGACGAGCGUUGGGUACGAAACCCCUGUUAAGCGCUCCUGGACAGGAUGUCGCUUGGCAGAACAACUUCGUCCACCAAACACCCGCAGAGUCGAGCCAGACCGAAGAGACUGCUGUUCCGGGUGAACCGCCUAAGGAACGCCAACCGCGUAAUAUCGGCGAGGUCGGAUUGGCAGAAGAUGUCAAUCAGGGUAGAGAUACCUUGACGUACAAGAAGCCCGAGAUGGACAUAUUCAAAGCCAUCUUUGCUAGUGACGACGAGGGGGACGACAGCGAUGAUGAGGAUCAGGAUGACAAUGAUGCGGCAGACCGGAUGGUCAUCGAGAGCAAACCUGCAAUCUCCGCAGCACCUGCGCCAAAGCCGAUAGCGGACAGGGAAUAUUCGCCAGCCCCGCCUCCCCCUUCCAACUUGCCUAUCGCCGGCGAUAUUGCCCGACCGGUCUUUGCUCCCAGCGCCCAUCGCCUGACUAGCAAGCCCGAGUCUGAUGUUCCCAAGUUGUCGAUAAAGAAAAAGGACAAGAAGCGGGACCGUGCAAAAGCCAAGACGAUGCUCAGUUUCGAUAUGGGGGAUGACGAGGGUGACGCGGACGAUCAAGGCGGUAGGGAAGAAGAAUCGGCGAGGGAGAGAGACAGGAAACGGCGCAGGAAAGAGGAGAAGCGGGAAGAAAAGCCUAGAGAAAAGAACAAGGUCGAAGUCAAGCCUGCUGUGAUUGAUGAGGACGACGAGUGGGUGGAAGCCCCGCCCGUCGCUCGUUGAUAAUGUGGAACAAUGAAUGAAGUUUACUACCCUAG
Molecule: messenger RNA, 2931 nt
Organism: Filobasidium floriforme
Lineage: Eukaryota; Fungi; Basidiomycota; Tremellomycetes; Filobasidiales; Filobasidiaceae
Exons: 6
Coding region: 53-2896 (947 amino acids)
Biological process (GO): mRNA processing
Cellular component (GO): nucleus
Molecular function (GO): RNA binding
Source: RefSeq, a predicted model, not a curated record